This is a messenger RNA of Chara braunii, 2313 nucleotides long. Lineage: Eukaryota; Viridiplantae; Streptophyta; Charophyceae; Charales; Characeae. The record is from the annotation of a GenBank genome assembly.
AGCAGACUGCUUUCUCACUUGUGCGUUUUCUUCAGCUCCGACUAGCUGCUCGACAUGGAUCGGGAGGGGAAGCCUAGCAAACGACGUGCUAGUAGAAGUUCUGGGAGCAUGGAGCAAUCUCCGAAAAAAACGAAGGGCACACCGACCACUGGCAUGAAGACUGAUGAGACAUCGGGGUCUAAGGACCAUCGAACCUCGGUGCUGCAGGGUGCACCUUCUACGGGCACUCCUUCCACUCGUGUUCGCGGUUCUGGACCGGAUGCGGCUGUGUUGAUGAGUGGUGGGGAUGCGGGUCGAGAAGAGGAGGCUGCUGGUCGGCAGGGGAAAUUUGCGGUAGACGUUGUGCCCAGGCGUAGAAGGUCUAGUGAAACGUCCGUUGCAGGUGUGGGAGACGAGGUGCCUGUUGUCGACCACAAGGACAAGUGCUGGAUGUUGGACUGGGUGGGUGGAAUCGGGGAACCCUCGAGUGGGCUGGUUCUGUACGUGGUGAUCAAAGAUAACAUGGUUCUCAUUGGCGGUGUGGUGAAAUGGAGUGGAGGAAGUUCACCGUUGGCCAUUUUGGAGUUGAUGAUGGUCCUUAACGCUAAAGGUGAGCGGAUGACAAAUGUCAAACGCGUUGCUCUUCAUUGGGUCAAACACGCUGGGUACGGCAAGAAGCUUUAUGAUAUUUUCAAUCUGCCCGGGACGAAGAAAUUGACGUUGCCGGACCUUCGAUCGGUUUUCGCAUUCUUCAACAGUAAUAUGGUCGCAGGGCAUGUGCCGGUGGUGCAAGCUACUGACCACAUAUCUGAGCCGAAAAGCGUGCUUUCGUCGUCCUUGGAGGCGGCUAUGAUGUCGAAACCAAUCAUUAUAGGUGCCCGCCCUCCGCAAUCCCUUCGGACUCCGGUUGCUGCAAUGCGAGUUCCGAAAUCUGGGCAGAUCGGGGAGAAAGGUCCGUGUCGCGGCCAAAUCGUGCCAUCAGCCCCUGUGAAGUCCAGACCAACAUCAACCAAGGAACCCGUUUCCUUGGUCGGCCCACCGCGUUAUGAGUUCGCCAUUCCUGUUGGGCCGCAUUAUUUUGGAGAUGACGACGAGGAGAACAGCGAGGAAGAUUCGGAGCGCGAUGAAGAAUGCGAAGAAUAUGAGGAGGGUGGCGAUGACAGAGGGGAGCAUGGGAAAGAGUCGGAAGUAGACACUGAACACACAAUCAGCGACGGGGGUGGGCCAGGCAAAUUGGAAGGUCGUCUAGGGGUUCAAUAUGAGGAUGAAGGGCAAGAAGAGGAAAUGAGCGGCGACGGAGGGUAUGCAGAUGUGCAUCGGGGUUGCGAACGAAAGCAUCGGCUCCCGUCGGAACAUGGGCAUUGGGAAGCGGAUCGAGAGCGAGGGGGAAUGCACCACGAAGUGGAGGUCGAGCCAGCACAUGUCGAUACAGCCCGACUGGCUGAGAAGAAGAGAAAGAUCAGGCAAGAGAGGAGAAGUGCUUUGGACAUCAGUCGUCCUGAAGCUAUAGGCGGAUCUAGUGCAGACGUGAAAAACAAGGAGUACAGAAAGUUUGCGGCGAUGGCUCUGCGCUCGAUCGGGAUUGAUCAUUUGGUUGAAAUCUCGCUUAAGAGUUGGACCAAGGAGUGGUCCGACUUCCUCGGGCCUUACAUGAUAUUGGCAAGGGCGACACAAGACGUCUUCGACAAGGUGCGACAAGUGUAUUCUCCUUGGGAGAGUGGACAGUUGUCGGGGAGAGAUGCUGUGAAGCCUGCCACCAAACAAGGUGAAUCGGGGAAAGUGUCGAGACCUGGACCCGGAUUCGAGUUGGUAAAAGGAGUCAGGGUUCCAGUGCACUGGAUUCAGGGUACUAGAGGACCUGGUUACCUUGUGGCUGUGCACGAUCUGGAUGUCAGAUCAUGGAAGGCUAUGUCUGCGUUGGGGAGGCGUGAGCAGCUUCAGCUGUUGCGAGACAUUCUCGCGGGAAGUGUCAUACUGGCUCCAAAACUAAGUAAACUUGCUCACAUUGCCGGGAAACAUUCGAUGCAGACAUACGUGGAGAUUGUGAAGGAGGAAAGAGCAAUGUUGAGAAUGUUUCACUACUUUGUCUUCAUUUCUGACCCUCAUAAGAAGCCGUCAGAGUGAAAGGAACCAUUCUUCGACAACCUUUCUGAUGUGUUUGCUAAGUAUAGUGCUCAAGGAUUGACAUCCGAGAGGUGGAUCGACCAGCGACAACAUUUCAAAGAGACGAGCUGGGUGCGGUCAUUUCCGGCUACACUUUCGAGGAGAGGAUGAGAAAGGAGAAGAGGGCUUCAAGAAAACAGAAUCGCUUGCAAACAAAUACCCCGAAGAGUU